AGAAUAAUAUGCUUUAGUUCUGGGUACAGACUGCAGAGACAGAGAGAGUUAUAGGCAGAGACUGUCCCACCCUCCUGCUUGUGUCCCCCUCCUCUUCACAUCUCUACAAUGAUCCCCUGGCUCCUAUAUGCUGCAGCACAGCUCUCAGAGGCUGUGUAGUGACAGGUACAGCAGGGUGUAGAGCGCAGCUGCCCAUACACAGAGAAGUCUGCAUGGAACAAUAGUGCCUUCCACAGACUCAGCGCAGCAUCAGCAUCAGCUCUGGAGCAAGGGCUGCCUGCCUUUUCAUCUUUGCUAGGGCUCCUGUUACUAGGAUUCUGGAAUAACAAUAAAACUGCCACAGCUCCAUUUUUAUCUCUAUAAUUUACAACUCAACUUCUAAAACCACAUGCUAAGUUUAGCAGACAUGGAGAAAACCUACUCUCUCACAGCCCACUAUGAUGAAUUCCAAGAAGUCAGGUAUGUGAGCAAAUUCAACAGUAGUAGUACACUUUCCAAUGGAUUUAACAUUCAGGUGAACUCCAAAAAGCAGUCUAAAGGAAUCCCACGGUGGAGCCGCAGAGAGACCUGUCUGCUUUCAGGGCUGGUCUUUGCAGCAGGUCUGUGUGUCAUUUUGGGGUGUAUGCUGGUGUUAAAAUAUCUCUCUAUGGAACAAGAUGGUCAGUGUUUAGAAGAAUGCCAAGAGAGAAAAGCUUUCUUGAGAGCUUCCAAAUUUAUCAGCAGCAACAUAGAUUCAACAAUACCGCCAUGCAAUGACUUCUACUCAUUUGCUUGUGGGGGUUGGCUUAGAAGGCAUAGAAUACCAGAGGACAAGUUAAUCUAUGGCACCAUUGCAGCUAUAGGAGAACAGAAUGAAGAAAAGCUGCAACACCUUCUCCUGCAGCCUGUGCGAAGAAAGCACAGAGGAUCUUCUGAAAAGAAAGUGAAAGAAUUCUUUCGAUCUUGUCUCAACAUGAAGGAGAUUGACCGUUUGGGGAUCCACCCAAUGCUACAGGUCUUGGAGGACUGUGGAGGAUGGGAUUUUCCAGAUCAGGCCAAAAGCAAGUGGGACUUUAAUGAGCUGCUUUAUAAGACACAGGGAGUAUACAGCACUGCAGUCUUCUUCUCAUUGACAGUCAACCUAGAUGAUAAAAACUCUUCCAGAUAUGUCAUCAGGAUUGAUCAAGAUGGCCUAACUUUGCCAGAGAGAACGCUGUACUUAGGACAAGAUGAAGACAGCGAAAAGAUAUUGGCUGCUUACAAGAUUUUCAUGCAGAAGAUACUCAGUCUCUUAGGAGUGGAAGAUAUAGAGAAAAAAGUACAGGAAAUUCUGCAACUGGAGCAGGAUCUGGCCAAUAUCACCAUUUCAGAAUUUGAUGACAUCAGGCGCGACAUCAGCACCAUGUACAACAAGGUUACCAUACCUCAGCUUCAGCAAAUUGCCCCAGAUCUGAAGUGGAAACGCCUCCUGGACAGAAUAUUCCAUGAAAACUUUCCAGAGGAUGAGGAAGUUGUUGUACUGGCCACAGAUUACAUGCAGAAAGUGUCUGAUAUGAUACGAAGUACACCAGCAAGUGUCCUUCACAAUUACAUGCUCUGGAGACUUGUGGUGGCACUGAGUGAACAUCUCUCCACUCCCUUCCGAGAUGCCCUUCAUGACCUGUCUAAGGAGAUGGAGGGUUCAGAAAAGCAGCUAGAGCUGGUAAAAGUAUGCCUUACUCAAGCCAAUAAACACUUUGGAAUGGCGCUAGGAGCCCUCUUUGUAGAAGAAUAUUUCUCAUCAAACAGCAAGGGAAAGGUACAACAACUUGUUGAAGAUAUUAAACAUAUACUUGAUCACAGGUUAGAUGAACUGGACUGGAUGGACAAAGAGACCAAAGAAGCUGCAAGAACAAAGUUAAAACACAUGAUGGUCAUGAUUGGGUACCCAGAUUUCCUGUUGGAGCCAGAGGCCAAGGAUAAAGAAUAUGAAUUUGAUGUUCACGAAAAGACGUAUUUCCAGAAUAUCUUAAACAGUAUAAGGUACAGCAUCAAGCAGUCAGUGAAGAAGAUCCGUCAAGAAGUGGAUAAAUCUGCGUGGUUGCUUCCUCCCCAGGCCCUGAAUGCCUACUAUCUUCCUAACAAAAACCAAAUGGUGUUUCCUGCUGGGAUCCUGCAACCCACUCUCUACGAUCCAGAUUUCCCCCAGUCUUUAAACUAUGGAGGUAUAGGGACCAUUAUUGGACAUGAACUCACACAUGGUUAUGAUGACUGGGGUGGCCAGUAUGACUCAUUUGGGAACCUCAUCCACUGGUGGACAGAAGAAUCAUACAGCAAGUUCCUCAAGAAAGCAGAGUGCAUUGUGGAUUUAUAUGAAAACUUCACUGUUUACAAUCAGAGGGUAAAUGGAAGAUUAACAUUAGGUGAAAAUAUUGCAGACAUGGGUGGCCUUAAAUUGGCAUUUUUUGCAUACCAGAAGUGGGUAAGAGAAAACGGUCCAGAGCGCCCCCUUCCUCGUCUGAAAUACACUCAUGACCAACUCUUCUUCAUUGCUUUUGCACAGAACUGGUGUAUAAAGAGGAGAUCUCAGUCUAUUUAUCUUCAGGUCCUGACGGAUAAGCACGCUCCUGAACAUUACCGGGUUAUGGGCAGCGUCUCUCAGUUUGAAGAAUUUGGACGGGUAUUCCACUGCCCUAAGAAUUCCCCUAUGAACCCAGUUCAGAAAUGUUCUGUGUGGUGAUCCACAGCUUUGCUGAUGCCAGCUUUACAUCGUCCACAACACAAUUAAUUGUGUCUACAUCAGGACAAGAGUGUCUAAGUGUGCCUUCCCUCCCACUGACUCCAGAUUUCUGAGCCUCUUCAACUAUACCUGAACUGGUCAGUGGGUCAUU
Nanorana parkeri is the source of this 2849-nucleotide messenger RNA. It is a transcript of the gene ECEL1, whose product is annotated as endothelin converting enzyme like 1. The transcript is spliced from 18 exons. Gene Ontology annotation, molecular function: metalloendopeptidase activity. Bases 389 to 2698 code for a protein of 769 amino acids. Gene Ontology annotation, biological process: protein processing. NCBI's taxonomy places the organism in Eukaryota, Metazoa, Chordata, Amphibia, Anura, Dicroglossidae. The record is from RefSeq and is a predicted model, not a curated record. Gene Ontology annotation, cellular component: plasma membrane.